Molecule: messenger RNA, 4826 nt
Organism: Scleropages formosus (Asian bonytongue)
Lineage: Eukaryota; Metazoa; Chordata; Actinopteri; Osteoglossiformes; Osteoglossidae
Gene: dyrk3
Product: dual specificity tyrosine phosphorylation regulated kinase 3
Exons: 3
Coding region: 1059-2807 (582 amino acids)
Biological process (GO): positive regulation of cell cycle G2/M phase transition; peptidyl-serine phosphorylation; peptidyl-threonine phosphorylation
Cellular component (GO): cytoskeleton; nucleus; cytoplasm
Molecular function (GO): ATP binding; protein serine/threonine kinase activity; protein serine/threonine/tyrosine kinase activity
Source: RefSeq, a predicted model, not a curated record
AGACGCUCUUAGCAACUAGCAACGAAACCUCCCGGAGCUUCUGCGAGCGAAACAGUAAUUUAUGGGCGCACCGAAGAAAGCCAGACGCGAAACGCGAGGGCCGUAUUUCCUAAAGAACGCAUCCACAGAAUGGUUCUGACAUACGGGGCGUGUAGGCUUUAAUGACAACUUUUUCAGUCCGGAUGGAGGAGAUAUUUUGCUAGCUGGCUAAACCGCACGCCACGGGUGACAAUCUGGAGAACAGAACUGUGUGUACACAUAGAACUCGAUCGAUUCGUCUCUCUCUUUUCUUUCGUGGGGAUGAAUGCUUCCGAAAGCGAAGGGACACCAUCGCGCACACUGGACUGUGAUCGCCAUUCGUGGGGAUCUGUGUGUUUCUGAGAGAUCGCCGAGACAGCCGCCCGUGGGAGGCGCGAUCUCCCGCAGGACGUGUGACGGCACGGAGAGAGGGACGAGAGAAAGACCACCGAGGCAACCGAGGCCCGCUGCUGCUGCUGGGUUGCGCCUCAGGUGGCAGUUCCCGACGGAGCCGAUUAUUUAUUGUUAAUAAAUUCCAAGCCCAAUUAUCUAGGCAUCAUCAGAGUAACCGCACUACUCGUGGUCUUAGUUUUAAUUUUUCCCCGCUGGCAAGUCGUCACGUGGAAGCUGGUGGUGGCCUCAGUUGUUGAUGGCAGUGUUGGGGUCCAGGAGCCACACUGAGGUCACAGGUGAUUGGCGAUCACUGGUCACUGCGGGUCACACAUGUUGUCCCCGUUUGCGCUGCGCGCCCGCGUCGCGUCGCCGCCUUAGUUUCCUGGAGCAAGGCUCUCUGUGGGUGGCCUCCCAGCGCUGUCCCGUGGCCGCCGCCGCGCGCUCCUCCGCCGCCAGAUUCCAUUCCGUGAGUGCAGCGGCCCUCGAAUGACACGCGGCGACUUUAGGAGACGCGUGUUACAGUUUUGACCGUCUUCGGGACGUGCGGAGGAUGCUCAGAUAAAACCUUGACGCUUACAGCAUUUUCUCCGGGACGGUUUUUCUCUUUUCACGGACACGCACAGCGGCUGUAGUCUCAGCCUGGAAUCAUGAUGAUACUGAGCAGAAAACCAGACGGUCCCAUAACAGCAGCACGACAUGCUGAUGGCCUGUAUGACUCCUACAUGCGCACUGAUCACAUUGCAAGCGAAGACACACAUGCUGUUGACCACAGCCCGUCUGGGCUCCCCCCACUGCCCAAACACACAGGUGGAAACAAACUGUUGGUGAAAGACCACCAUCAGAUAGGUCUCCAGAGCGGACAGAUGAAGGUGAAAUAUUUGUAUGAAGACUCUUAUAGCCGGAAGCUCAACGGUAGUAGCCUCAGCUCCUCAAAGCCUUCAGCUGCUCUUUCAAAGGAGAAGAGCGUGGAAAGGAGCAUAGAGAGUAGCAGCUCUGCUAAGUCCUCUGACACCACUACUAAAUCCUGUAAACCUGGUCAGGGGGCCAUGACUCCUGAGCAAGCCCUGAAGCUCCAUCGGCAACAUCUAACCACUUUGGAACAACAAGAGAUCCAUAACUAUCCUGAGAUCUACUUUGUAGGACCAAAUGCCAAGAAGAGGCAAGCAGUGGCAGGAGGCUCCAACAAUGGUGGUUAUGAUGAUGAUCAAGGCAGUUACAUCCAUGUGCCACAUGACCAUCUGGCUUAUCGCUACGAGUUUCUUAAGGUCAUCGGCAAGGGCAGCUUUGGCCAGGUGGCUAAGGUGUAUGACCACAAGAUGCACCAACAUCUGGCAUUGAAGAUGGUGCGUAAUGAGAAGCGUUUCCACCGGCAAGCAGCUGAGGAGAUCCGAAUCCUGGAGCAUCUGAAGAAGCAGGACAAAACGGGCAGCAUGAAUGUGGUGCACAUGCUGGAGAACUUCACUUUUCGAAAUCAUAUCUGCAUGACCUUUGAGUUGCUGAGUAUGAACCUCUACGAGUUGAUCAAAAGGAACAAGUUCCAGGGCUUUAGCCUUGCCCUGGUACGCAAGUUUGCUCACUCCAUCCUUCAGUGCUUAGAAUCCCUGUACCGGCAGAAGAUCAUCCAUUGUGACCUUAAGCCUGAAAACAUCCUACUUAAACAGCAGGGCCGUAGUGGCAUCAAAGUCAUAGACUUUGGCUCCAGUUGUUUUGAACACCAGCGAGUGUACACCUACAUUCAGUCCCGCUUCUACCGCGCGCCAGAAGUAAUCCUGGGCUCGCGAUAUGGCAUGCCGAUCGACAUGUGGAGUUUUGGUUGCAUCCUAGCAGAGCUCUUGACAGGUUAUCCACUCUUUCCUGGGGAGGAUGAAGGUGACCAGUUAGCAUGUAUGAUGGAGAUCCUAGGUGUACCUCCCCAGAAGCUUCUGGAGCAGUCCAAGCGGGCCAAGAAUUUCAUCAACUCUAAGGGGCACCCACGGUACUGCACCAUUACUACGCUUGCCAAUGGCUCAGUGGUGCUUAAUGGCAGUCGCUCACGGCGUGGGAAGAUGCGGGGCCCACCAGGCAGCAAAGAAUGGACUGUUGCGCUCAAGGGCUGCGACGACGCAACCUUUAUUGACUUCUUGAAAAAGUGCCUGGACUGGGACCCCACCAGCCGCAUGACCCCUUCCCAGGCACUCAGGCACCCCUGGCUCUAUAAGCGACUCCCUAAGCCCGUUCCUGGGGACAAGGCUCUGGCUCCCAAGCGAAUUACAGAGCAUACCACAUCGUUCCCCAGCAUCACGGCCAAGCUUCCGCCAACCAUUGGGCCUACCAAUGGCAAAAUGAGGACCAACAUGAUGGGCGACUCCAGUGGGAGCAUACCUUUGCGAACAGUGCUACCAAAACUUGUCUCUUAGGGUCUUAGUCAAGGCUAUGGACAAAUUGUUGUGUAGCACUAUUUUCAGUUUUUUCUUUCCUUUUGUAUGUUUCUUAACAGAGUGCAUGUCCACGCAUCAGGGUUUGAUUAAAUUUAGUUAAGCAAUCCCUCAAGCUGAGCAGUAAAAUUGUACAAGAAUAACCAGAUAUAAAUUUAUAUCAAGCAGUUUUUUCAUCAGCUAGUUUUUCUGAGAUAGCAUUUGUGGAAAUAUUUGGUUUUAUAUCCUUUUACACUUUUUCACAAGUGUAGUGUUUCAAGUAGAAGAGUAUGGGUGGGAGACAGAGCAGAUUCUGCCCACUUUUAUCCACCUGUUCUGUUGUCUUUAGUGGUUCACACUAUAUGUGUUUUUUAAUAAACCACACUUCCAGAAAUACAUUAGGGUCACACUUUUUUAAAUAUCCUCCUAGAAGUGCAAUUUAGAUUUCUGGUUUUAAAGGGCUCAUGAAAAUUGGUUAUAACUAUAUAUUGUAACUGAUAGAAUGAUAGAUUCAUAGACCUCAUAUGAGAAUUUUAAGUGCUGAUUGUCAUCAGACUUGUGACCCUGUAGCAUUAAGGAAUUGAUGAUCAGCAGUAGGGUGGUUUGUAAAACACUUGACAAAACACAGGUAAUUGAGUGAAGUGGUCAAAGUAAAGAUGCCAUUUAGCAAUAAAUCAAACCCUUAAGCCAUUUGCAUUUUUGUUUUCUUUUUCUGAACUUGCAUGACAGGUUGGUAUCUAUUUACUGUUUGACUCAUAUUGUGACCUAAAAUGUUUGGCCAAAACAGUGCUGUCUGUGAAGGAGAUGUGAAUGAAGAAAUGACUCACGUUGUUAGCAAGACAAAGAGUGACGUGGAUCACAUACUCUAGAAUCAUUUUAAGGGAACUUAGUUUCUGAGAACGGAAGAGUGUAGAGAACCAUUAAGACACACAGUUAAAUGUUUGCGUCACCCAGGUGCUGUGCUGUUCCCGACUGGUAACACCUGUUGUCGAGAGCCCCAAGGCAGGCAAUAGAUGACUGUCACAGGUGCUGUGGGGUAACUCAAAAGAGCCUUUUCUUAAAAGCACUUGUGAGGUUUCAAUUUUAAGGCAUAGGCUGGUCGGCAGUUGAUUAACACAAGUGGUAUAAAGAUGUUUUUUUGGAAAAUGAUGGCAAGUAGAACUAUUGUCCCUGGGUUAGGUUAAAUUUCACAUUUCAUACCCUUGAUUCGUUACUAUCUUUUUAAAAGGAUGCAUAUCACAUGCAGUGGUGACUGAAGUUCAUUUUUUUUGUUUCAGUAAAUAUGCUGAAGGGGAGCUAUGGGGACAGCUCUGUCACCAAAUUCUGAUGGUUUCCAGAUGCUUCUUGGCAGUGUCAUUGAAGACUUGUGAAUCUGAUGAUCAGCUGCUUGAAUCCAAGUGUGUCUGUGCCUAAUAACAGCUGGACUAGAAUGGUUUGGAAUGAUAAAUUGACAUUGGGGGAUUAUCCCGGUUGUGGCUGUUGUGAACUUGGAUCAUGGGAACAUCCACUCCUCCCUCUAUUCCAGAUUAAUUCCUUUUGAUUGUGCGAUACAAGAACAUGGACCAAUCUAGGGCCACCAACGCAAGUGCCGAUAAACUGACACAGCAGUGUCAGUGUCACCCACCUUCACCUUUGGGAGCUGGUGCUGAUAGUACUGCCUGCUGGCUACUGCUGCUCCUAGUCCAUAACUGUAGUGCCGAGUGACCUAGUUUCCUUUGUUUUUCCUGUCCACGAAGCCCCAUGAAAGCUCUGCCUGAGUUUGAGGCUGCAGCAUUAAGCAUCGAGAGCAGCUCUUAGCAAAGCACGUGCUCCCAGCAGUCGCGUCUGAUGGGCGCAGUGGUGAAGGCUGUGAGGCCAUGCUUGUCAACAGGAGAGCGUCAUCUUAACAGAGCACAUUAUUUGUCUGAGCAUGUCAGCCUGAGUGUGUUCACAGCUACUGUAAAUUUACGUAAAGAUGGAAAAAUUUCUUCACUGCAGUUCUAACAGUUAGUAUGGAUAGUUUUUUUUUUUUUUUUUUUUUUU